Pelecanus crispus (Dalmatian pelican) is the source of this 911-nucleotide messenger RNA. NCBI's taxonomy places the organism in Eukaryota, Metazoa, Chordata, Aves, Pelecaniformes, Pelecanidae. The record is from RefSeq and is a predicted model, not a curated record.
CUGAUGCUGCGUAUGAAGUGCUUGGACUCACUGAAGCAAGAAGGUGGACAGAGCUCUUUGUGGCUAUUAUAAGGCAUAUCAUAAAUGUCUGCUGUAAGGUGUUAUUAGAAGCACAGAAAGAAUUGGUGGACUACAAAGGACUCGGUAUAAGUGUUCUUGAAAUGAGCCAUCGGACCUCAGAUUUCUCAAAAAUUUUAAAUACAGCUGAAAGUCUCAUGCGUGAAUUGCUAAAUAUACCAGAAAACUACAAAGUUAUUUUCCUCCAAGGAGGUGGAUCUGGUCAGUUCAGUGCAGUCCCACUUAAUCUGAUUGGCUUAAAGGAGGGAAGACAUGCGGAUUAUGUGGUUACUGGAGCUUGGUCAGCAAAAGCAGCUAAAGAAGCAGAGAAGUAUGCCAAAGUGAAUAUCGUUCAUCCAAAACUAGGAACCUAUACAAACAUUCCUGACCCAAGCACGUGGAAUCUUAAUCCAGAUGCAUCUUAUGUCUAUUACUGUGCUAAUGAGACUGUUCAUGGUGUGGAGUUUGACUUUGUACCUGAUGUCAAAGGAGCAGUCUUGGUUUGUGAUAUGUCAUCAAACUUCCUGUCCAGACCUGUGGAUGUUUCCAAGUUUGGUGUGAUUUUUGCUGGUGCUCAGAAGAACAUUGGCUGUGCUGGAGUUACUGUUGUAAUAGUACGUGAGGACUUGUUGGGAUUUGCACUGAAAGAAUGCCCCAUAGUACUGGAUUACAAAACACAAGCAAUGAAUGGCUCUUUGUAUAACACUCCACCAUGCUACAGUAUUUAUAUCAUGGGAUUGGUACUGGAAUGGAUAAAGAAUAAUGGCGGAGCUGCAGCUAUGGAUAAACUUAGCUUAAUCAAAUCACGAAUGAUUUAUGAUAUUAUAGACAAAUCUAAUGGAUUCUAUGUGUAA